AUGGACCAUCACCGCUGGGAAUGUGGGCCGCCCUGUCCAGGCAAGUUCUCUGACUACACGGGGCUCGGUCGACAUCGUAGGACUUGCAACCAUUACAAGCACCGCGUGGAUUUACAAGCCCAGAAUUUCAAACGUCGAGCUCGUGAAGACCCCCGGCACGUUAAGGUGUUUAAGAAAAUGAAACCCUCCAUAGCGGAUGAAGACCAGACCUUAGUGGCUUCAUCCUCAGGCAUCGAUUUAGAGCAGUCAACAAUCAACCAUACUUUCCAGAUACUGGAUCAAUCCAACAGCAUCGCUCCUUCCCCAUCCACCAACAAUUCAAUUGGCCACAAUCCAACUAGUUCUCCUCCCCCAGACCCUUCCACCACUCUGGACUGUGAUCAUAAUUCACGCCCAAGGCGCAUGCAGAGACUCCCACUGCGAUAUAGGGAUGAACUUCCAGAAGCACCACUACCUUUUGCUCAGGAUCAGCCAACCUCGCGUCCUACCCGCAUAAUUCUUCAUGUUUUCGACUCUAUCUGCACAUUAUUCAAUAAGUUUGGCAUUGCCCGCCAAUAUCGUCAUCGCCCUUCAUAUGAUCCAGAUGCAUUUGUAUCGGCAGAUGAACUCUCCAACAUACGUCCUGCUGAAUCCCAUACUAGUGACCGCAGCAUACGGGAUGGUGAGGUGCCCUCAGGUGACCCUUCACGUCCACGGCACCACCUUGGCCUUGGAAAAACAUGUCAGUCUGGAGGCUGA
Suillus plorans is the source of this 738-nucleotide messenger RNA. RefSeq lists its product as uncharacterized. The record is from RefSeq and is a predicted model, not a curated record. Lineage: Eukaryota; Fungi; Basidiomycota; Agaricomycetes; Boletales; Suillaceae. The coding region runs from base 1 to 738 and encodes 245 amino acids. The transcript is spliced from 2 exons.